Drosophila guanche is the source of this 6623-nucleotide messenger RNA. It is a transcript of the gene Sbf, whose product is annotated as myotubularin-related protein 13. Bases 299 to 6211 code for a protein of 1970 amino acids. The transcript is spliced from 11 exons. NCBI's taxonomy places the organism in Eukaryota, Metazoa, Arthropoda, Insecta, Diptera, Drosophilidae. The record is from RefSeq and is a predicted model, not a curated record.
UCUAGUGAUGAGCCCGCAGGCAAGCAAUAAGUAGUUAUCGAAAAUAAAAAUACCGACUUGGUGAGUUGGUAUUUUCCACCAGCUGAUUCAACCAGUACUGGAAAACAUUAAAUUAUUGUGUAUUGCUUGCAUCUAUCUGUCCUUAAUUUAUUAAUUUACUAAAAGUUAAUAAUAAUUCAACUGGAUGCGCUGCGGUGAUUUGCAGCAGAUUCAGCAGCCUCCAGCACGUUCGAUCAACUACGUUAAAGAGGAAUAAAUAGCAGGUGGGUUAGUGUGGACCGGCAAUGUGCUUUUUAAGAUGUCCCGGCUUGCUGAUUACUUUGUAAUUGUUGGCUACGACAGCGAUAAAGAGAAGACUGCCAGCAAUGUGUGUGGGCAGCCAAUAUGCGGAAAAAUUGUUCAACGCUUUCCUGAGAAAGAUUGGCCCGACACGCCGUUUAUCGACGGAAUUGAAUGGUUCUGCCAGCCCCUGGGAUGGAAUUUAUCGUAUGAAAAACAAGAGCCCAAAUUCUUCAUUUCUGUUCUCACGGACAUCGAUGCCAAUAAGCAUUACUGUGCGUGCCUGAGCUUUCACGAGACGCUGGCCAUCACACAGACGAGAAGCGUGGACGAUGAGGACGAGACCAUAGGAGGUAGCAGCAGGCUGCUUGGUGCGGUAGUCCCGCUGGAAUCUGGUAUCGCCGAAGCGACAUCUCAAAAUACACACCACAGCGUCAUGUAUGCCCCAAAGUGUUUGGUGCUGAUAUCACGCCUGGACUGUGCCGAGACCUUUAAGAACUGCCUGGGGACGAUGUACACGGUGUACAUCGAGAACUUGUCAUAUGCCAUGGAGACACUGAUAGGAAACAUCCUUGGCUGCAUUCAAGUGCCCCCCGCGGGAGGGCCCCAGGUCAGGUUUUCAAUUGGAGCAGGGGACAAGCAAUCGCUUCAGCCACCGCAAAGUUCCUCGCUGCCCACAACCGGCAGUGGUGUGCAUUUCCUUUUUAAGCAACUGGGAAUUAAGAAUGUCCUCAUACUCCUCUGCGCUGUGAUGACGGAAAACAAAAUCCUUUUCCUCUCAAAAUGCUACUGGCACUUGACGGAGAGCUGCAAGGCUUUGGUGGCUCUGAUGUAUCCGUUUCGAUAUACGCAUGUCUACAUACCCAUACUGCCGGCACCUCUCACCGAAGUACUGUCCACUCCCACGCCCUUCAUUAUGGGAAUACACAGCUCGCUGCAAACUGAAAUUACGGAUCUCCUGGAUGUCAUUGUCGUAGAUUUGGAUGGCGGUCUCGUCACCAUUCCGGAGGCACUUACACCCCCGGUCCCCAUUCUGCCAUCACCUCUGUGGGAGCAGACGCAGAAUCUGCUCAGUAUGAUACUCUUCCCGAACCUUGCGCAGGCAGAUUUCGCGUUUCCCACCCAAGAGCGCCCGGCUGCGCUGGCCAAGACAGAUGCCCAGAUUGACAAGGAACUUCGUGCCAUUUUUAUGCGACUCUUUGCCCAGCUGCUGCAGGGCUAUCGCUCUUGCCUGACCAUAAUUCGGAUCCAUCCGAAGACGGUCAUCACCUUCCACAAGGCUGGCUUUCUCGGCGCCCGCGAUCUGAUAGAGAGCGAGUUUUUGUUUCGCGUCUUGGAUAGCAUGUUUUUCACUACGUUCGUCAAUGAGCGAGGACCUCCUUGGCGUGCCUCGGAUGCAUGGGAUGAACUCUACAGCUCUAUGAACGAGCUACUUAAACUGGAAGCUCAGAAUCGAAAUCUCAUAAUACCACAUAUCCAGGAACUGGGACGCACUCUCUUCGAUAAUGAAAGCUCCUUUGCGCAUAGCAAUUAUGCCCAGAAGGUUUUGCGCCCACCGGAGGGAGCCUUUCAGCGCAUACAUCAGCCCUCUUUUCCGCGCAUAAGCGUGGAAAAGGUAGAGCUGAUUAUUCAGGAAGGCAUUCGAAAGAAUGGCGGGGCACCGCGCUUCCACGUGACGCGAAAUCAACAUCGGAUCAUUCCCAUGGGACCAAGGCUUCCCGAGGCUUUGGAUGUGCGUCCAAAUGUGCAAAACUCGGCUCGCCGACUUGAGGUGCUGCGCACGUGUGUGUCUUAUAUCUUUGAGAAUCGGAUUGCAGAUGCACGAAAACUGUUGCCCGCCGUUAUGCGCACGCUCAAGCAUCGAGACGCUAGGUUGAUCCUCUGUAGGGAGCUCUUUGGAUACGUGCAUGGGAACAAAGCGAUCCUGGACCAUCAGCAGUUUGAGCUAGUGCUGAGAUUCAUGAACAAGGCGUUGCAAAAUUCAUCUGGCGUGGAUGAGUAUACCGUGGCAGCGGCUCUGCUGCCAAUGUCUACGAUUUUCUGUAGAAAACUUUCCACGGGAGUGGUUCAGUUUGCGUAUACCGAGAUACAGGAUCAUGGAAUAUGGAAGAAUCUUCAGUUCUGGGAAUCUACAUUCUACCAGGAUGUACAGGGCCAAAUUAAGGCACUGUAUCUGCUGCAGCGUCGCCAGAACGAACACCACAAGGAGGCAAACUGUGUACUGGACGAGGUGCCACUGGAGGAGCCCACAGCGCUAGAGAUAACAGCAGAACAACUGCGGAAGAGCCCCACUAUCGAGGAGGAAAAAAAGGCCGAACUGGCCAAGUCCGAGGAGUCCACUUUGUACAGCCAGGCAAUACAUUUUGCCAACCGAAUGGUCUCACUUCUGAUACCACUCGACGUCAAUGUGGAUGCAGCCAGCAAGCCGAAGCCAGCCUUUCGUUUGGAGGAAAAUCAGAGUGUUUCCAACAGUAUUUUGGGCUCCCAUAGUCUGAGCGAACAUUCCGACGAAGGCUUCGAGGAGAACGAUGCCCUGGAAAUAGGUGUCACGGUUGGGAAAACAAUUUCACGCUUUAUUGACUGCGUCUGCACAGAGGGUGGUGUCACAUCAGAGCACAUACGCAACCUGCACGACAUGGUGCCGGGGGUGGUGCACAUGCAUAUAGAGUCCCUAGAGCCGGUUUAUUUGGAGGCCAAACGACAUCCGCAUGUCCAGAAGCCCAAGAUUCAAACACCCUGCCUGUUGCCAGGCGAGGAGCUGGUGACAGACCAUUUGCGCUGCUUUCUGAUACCAGAUGGACGCGAGGAUGAUACGCAAUGCCUCAUACCUGCCGAAGGAGCUCUGUUCCUCACCAACUAUCGUGUGGUUUUCAAAGGUUCGCCCUGCGAUCCCCUCUUCUGCGAACAGACCAUCGUUCGCUCCUUUCCCAUUUCCUCUCUGCUGAAGGAGAAAAAGAUAUCAGUGCUGUACUUGGCCCACCUUGAUCAGACGUUGCCGGAGGGCCUGCAGCUUCGCUCUAGUACCUUUCAGCUCCUGAAGGUAGCUUUCGAUACGGAAGUGACGCCAGAGCAGAUUGAGAAUUUUCGAAAAAUAUUAAGCAAGUCUCGGCAUCCAUUCGACGAAUUCGAGUACUUUGCCUUUCAGUCGUAUGGCACUAUGCUGCAAGGUGUCGCCCCACUGAAAACAAAGGAGAAAUACUCCACGCUUAAGGGAUUCGCUAAGAAAACUCUGCUGCGCACGGCCAAAAAGGCUGGAUUCAAGCAGAAGCAGCAGACCAAGCGGAAGCUGGUGACAGACUACGAGCUGGCCGGUGGUACAGAUGCCGUGGAAACCCAAUCGAUUGACGAUGAGCUGGAGGAUGGGGAUGAAUUCGAGUCCCAGAAUAAUGCAUUGCCUCGUCUGUUGACCACAAAGGACAUGGAACGCAUGCGCGAGCGGAGCUACGUGUUGGAUUGGAAGCGACUUGGCUUCGAUGCAGAGUCCCAGCGUGGAUUCCGGAUCAGCAAUGCCAAUGCCAGCUAUGCCACCUGUCGCUCCUACCCAGCCAUCAUUGUUUCGCCUGUGCAGUGCAGCGAUGCAGCCAUUAUACACCUGGGGCGCUACUUUAAGGGCCAGCGCAUACCGCUGCCCACCUGGAGGCACGACAACGGAGCUCUUCUCAUCCGUGGUGCCCAGCCCAACAGCAAGUCAGUCAUCGGAAUGCUCAAGAACACCACAGGGGGGAAUGCCAAUAUCCAUCACGAUGUAACACACUUCCCCGAGCAGGACAAGUAUUUUUUGGCUCUAAUCAAUACGAUGCCGAAGCUGGCGCCCCUGAAUUUGACCCAGUACACGGGCAUGAAUCUGUCAAUGAGCUCGCUGCUUGGACACGGUCACGGCUCUGCCGAUGAUCGCCCAUCGCUCACUCCGGAACUGCCGCGCAAGCACAAAAACAACCUCGAUGUUAGCAAUGGCAGCAAGUCAAGUGGGACAAUGAAGGGAAAUUCGGCCAAUACAUCCGCAAAUGCCUUCCGCAAGAUGCGUCUGUAUGCUCUGGGUGAAAAAUCACAAGCAAAAUCGAAUCUGAACGUGGAAUACUGUGCAGACUUUAUUCCCGUGGACUAUCCAGACAUUAGGCAAUCGAGGCCGGCAUUUAAAAAACUUAUACGGGCCUGCAUGCCCUCGCAUAAUGCUAGCGAUGCCGAUGGCCAGAGCUUUGCCAAAAUGGUGGAGCAGUCCGAUUGGCUCCAGCAAAUCUCCUCGCUAAUGCAAUUGUCUGGCGCUGUUGUGGAUCUCAUCGACCUGCAAGAGAGCAGUGUUAUGCUGUCUCUGGAGGAUGGCUCCGAUGUGACCGCUCAGCUGUCAUCGAUAGCACAGCUCUGCCUGGAUCCAUACUACCGCACUCUUGAUGGAUUUCGCGUGCUGGUGGAGAAGGAGUGGCUGGCCUUUGGUCAUCGGUUUGCGCAUCGCAGCAAUCUGAAACCCUCGCACGCGAACACAAACAUUGCCUUUGCUCCGACAUUUCUACAAUUUCUUGACGUAGUUCAUCAGCUGCAGCGACAGUUUCCCAUGGCAUUUGAGUUCAAUGAUUUCUAUCUGAGAUUCUUGGCGUAUCAUGUGGUGUCGUGUCGGUUUCGAACGUUUCUCUUCGACUGCGAAUUGGAGCGAUCGGACUCAGGAAUAGCCGCCAUGGAGGACAAGCGGGGAUCUCUUAAUGCAAAGAACAUAUUUGGCGUGAGUGGCAUCGCGUCGAAUGGCUCAGAUGACGAGUGCAAUGUGUAUCCUCUCGACUUACGAAGCCCACGCACUCCCACACAGCUGAAUCGCAUUGGCCAUUCCAUCUUUGACUACAUAGAGAGGCAGCACAACAAGACGCCCAUUUUCUACAACUUUCUCUAUUCGCCCGACAAGGAGAUGACGCUGCGUCCGCAAAACAAUGUGGCUGCCCUAGACCUUUGGAGCUACUACACCAAUGAGGAACUGGCGCAGGGACCACCAUACGAUCUGGAAGUCACCACCGUGGAUGAUGAAAUAGAUCUGUCCGAAAUGAGGGGCAAGCGUAUGGUUAUUACUGCCGGCUACGACAACAUGGAAAAGUGCAAUCCCAACGCCUAUGUCUGCCUGCUCAGCGAGGUCAAGCACGCGGAGACGGAACGUGGACACUUGCCACAAAAGUGGUUACAGGUCUGGAACAAUCUGGUUGUUCCGAAAAUAGAGCCGAUACCCCAUAACGCGUCGCUCGGCAGUAUUUUUGUCCAGACGCAUCAGCAUAAACGGUCCACACUGGAAAUCAUAAUGAAAGGCCGACUGGCGGGAUAUCAAGAUAAAUACUUUCAUCCGCAUCGCUUUGAGAAGCAUCCCUAUACGACGCCCACAAACUGCAAUCACUGCACAAAGCUGCUUUGGGGUCCGGUUGGAUAUCGUUGCAUGGAUUGUGGUAAUUCGUAUCAUGAAAAAUGCACGGAGCUAUCGAUGAAGAAUUGCACAAAGUACAAGGCCAUAGACGGGGCUGUCGGUGCGCCGAAUGUAAAUAUGUCUCAGGGAGACACGGCCAGUAUUGCCUCAAGUGCUGCCACCACAGCUAGGACAUCCAGUCAUCACUUUUACAAUCAAUUUAGUAGUAACGUUGCUGAAAAUCGCACUCACGAGGGUCAUCUCUACAAACGUGGUGCAUUGCUCAAGGGAUGGAAGCAGCGCUGGUUCGUCCUUGACUCGAUUAAACAUCAACUGCGCUACUAUGACACGUCAGAGGAUACUGCUCCCAAGGGAAUUAUUGAAUUGGCGGAGGUGCAGUCGGUAACUGCGGCACAACCAACACAAAUUGGCGCAAAGGGCGUGGACGAAAAAGGAUUCUUUGAUUUGAAAACAUCAAAACGCACCUACAAUUUCUAUGCCGUCAAUGCGAAUCUGGCCCAAGAAUGGAUAGAAAAGCUGCAGGCAUGCCUGCAAUAAAAAAAGAAGAAGCAAUUCCGAUGCGGAUGUCUAACUGGAUUGCCGUUUUGUUGUGUGCUGAAUCUUUCGUUUUGUUAUAGGAUAUCCGGGUAAUCCAGUUCAUGCUCAUGUUCUUUGGCUCUGUGUAUCAUAUCAUUAAGAAGCAAAUUCAGCAUACCUUAGCAUUGUCUUUGUUCAUAUUCAUUACACACAAGUGUUUGGCCAAGCAACAAGAUCUAUAGCCUUUGCGAAAUGUGAAUACGUGAAGGAACCUACAAAGUUAUGUGAUUAUACAAAAAAUAUGAUGCUAUCUAACGAUAAAAACGGAAAAACGCCAACCCAGCAACAAUUUUUAUAUACAUUUUUGAUAUAUACAUAUAUAUAGCUAUAGCUAUAUGCAUAAAUAUAAAUCUACAUACAAAUAUAGGGAUAU